GGUUCCAAAGUUUAUUUCUUCUUGUUCCAGUCUUUAGAAGAGAUUUCUCCUUAUGGGAUGUAGCUGAUUUGGGGAUGUCUGGUUAAGGGGGGAAAGAAAUUGAUCUAGGUACAAAUGAACAAAGCAAACAUGUUUGGGGGGAGAAACUAGGUUGUCUGACCCUCCCCUUUUUGUGUGGUGUAUCAAAGCUUCAUUACUUAAAGAGAAAAAAAAAAGGUGUUUAAUAAUUACCUUUGUUGACCUCUGUACCUUCUGGCGUCCUUCAUUCCUGGGCACAAGACAUGGCCAUUACUAGGGCACGACCGUGCAGACGCAGGCGCUCAUCUGCACUGGCAACUCCCUGGGCUCAGCAAGGUCAAGAACAAGCCCCCUAGAACUGGCAGGAGGCAAAAAUGGGGGAGACAAGCCUGAGAAAAAGGAGAGAGGAUGAGAAGUCAAUCCAGAGUAAUGAACCCAAGACAACAAGUCUCCAGAAGGAGGUGGGCCUGCUCAGUGGCAUCUGCAUCAUUGUGGGCACUAUCAUCGGCUCUGGGAUCUUCAUUUCCCCCAAGUCUGUGCUCAGCAACACGGAAGCCGUGGGGCCCUGUCUCAUCAUAUGGGCGGCCUGUGGAAUACUUGCAACACUGGGUGCUCUGUGCUUUGCAGAACUUGGGACAAUGAUCACCAAGUCAGGGGGUGAAUACCCUUACCUGAUGGAGGCCUUCGGCCCCAUCCCCGCCUAUCUCUUUUCCUGGACCAGCUUGUUCGUCAUAAAGCCCUCAUCCUUCGCCAUCAUCUGCCUCAGCUUUUCUGAGUAUGCUGCUGCGCCCUUCUACUCCGGCUGCAAGCCUCCUGAAGCUGUCGUUAAAUGCCUGGCUGCCGCUGCCAUCUUGCUCAUCACCAUGGUGAACGCGCUGAGCGUCCGGCUAGGCAGCUACAUCCAGAAUGUGUUCACAGCGGCCAAGCUGGUGAUCGUGGCCAUCAUCAUCAUCAGCGGACUUGUCCUCCUGGCCCAAGGUGACCUUCUGCGGGAGGGUGGGGUGGGCAUCACAAGGCUUGUUUAUGUCGCAGGCCGGGAAGGCCACAUGCUCAAAGUGCUCUCUUACAUUAGCGUCAAGCGCCUGACUCCAGCCCCUGCCAUCAUCUUUUAUGGUAUCAUAGCAACUAUUUAUAUCAUCCCUGGUGAUAUCAACUCAUUAGUCAACUACUUCAGUUUUGCCGCAUGGCUAUUUUAUGGCUUGACGGUUCUAGGACUAAUUGUGAUGAGGUUCACGAGGAAAGAACUGGAAAGGCCCAUCAAGGUGCCCAUUUUCAUCCCCGUCUUGGUGACUCUCGUGUCCUUGUUCUUGGUUUUGGCCCCAAUCAUCAGUGAACCUGCGUGGGAGUAUCUCUACUGUGUGAUCUUUAUACUGAGCGGCCUUAUAUUUUACUUCCUUUUUGUCCACUAUAAGUUUGCAUGGGCUCAGAGAAUCUCAAGGCCUAUCACCAUGCACCUUCAGAUGCUCAUGGAAGUUGUCCCACCAGAGGAAGCUCCGGAGUAACAAGCUCCUUCGCCGGUACCACGUCCAAGCUGUGAUGACUUUAUUUUUGUAAGCAGUAUUUGUGGUUAUUCCUUCCUGAUGUUUUCCUUAAAACGAUGUAUUCAGAUGUUUAUGAAACUGGCACUUUUAGAUAUCCUGAGUUCUCUGGGUGGGGGUGGGGGGCUUCUAGAUAGGAGCAGUGACGAUAUUAACAGGUUGAAGAUGUGACCUAACAGAAGGCUGACGGCCAGGCGACGGCUGAAUGAAAACCACUACUAUAAUGGCGGCGACUCUUUAACAAGCGGCACAUCACACCUACUUAAAUAAAGGGUAUUCUUUAAACUCAA
Molecule: messenger RNA, 1846 nt
Organism: Hipposideros armiger (great roundleaf bat)
Lineage: Eukaryota; Metazoa; Chordata; Mammalia; Chiroptera; Hipposideridae
Gene: SLC7A9
Product: solute carrier family 7 member 9
Exons: 9
Coding region: 393-1520 (375 amino acids)
Biological process (GO): L-cystine transport; amino acid transmembrane transport
Cellular component (GO): membrane
Molecular function (GO): L-cystine transmembrane transporter activity; neutral L-amino acid transmembrane transporter activity
Source: RefSeq, a predicted model, not a curated record